Molecule: messenger RNA, 1422 nt
Organism: Spizellomyces punctatus DAOM BR117
Lineage: Eukaryota; Fungi; Chytridiomycota; Chytridiomycetes; Spizellomycetales; Spizellomycetaceae
Exons: 6
Coding region: 171-1262 (363 amino acids)
Biological process (GO): G protein-coupled receptor signaling pathway
Cellular component (GO): membrane
Molecular function (GO): G protein-coupled receptor activity
Source: RefSeq, a predicted model, not a curated record
CGCUUAUUUAACAAAAUGUGUGUUUGGUGCCGUACCCCAGUGCACCAGCAGUUCUGAAUAAAUCAUCUCCAAAAAGGAAGAAUAUUACGGAAAAAAAAAAGAAAACCAAAAGGACGAUUUCCUUCUUUUGACAAAACCGAUCUAGAGUACAUAAUAGAGUUUUUCACCAAAUGGAAGCCCGCGACCUCGACCUUUCACAAACGAUCCCGUUUCCCCCUCUCGCAUACGGCACCGCCAUUGUCCUCGUCAUCAUCACCGUAGCCAUCAUCGCAGGAAACCUGUUUAUUCUUAUCCUGUUUGCAAGAUACAGAUACCUCCGAAACGCCGCAAAUGCCUUGGUCUUUAGUUUGUCUUUUACAGAUUUGUGUAUUGGGGUCCAGAGACUUAGUUUGAUAUCGAUUCACUUGUCGAAGGGGGGAUAUGCCACAGGCAAGCUUGGAUGUGUUUUGGAUGGGAAUUUUACUGUAAUGUUUUCGUCUCAAUCCCUCCUAGGUCUCACGGCCCUCGGCAUGGAACGGUACAUGGCAGUCGUUAAGCGCCGGCCUUUGACAAUGAGACAAGCGAUGAUGGCCGUGGCCGCAACAUGGAUAUAUAGUGGGGUGCUGUGCGCGAUACCGUACAUGGUGAAAGGGGAUGCGUAUCGAUUGCAAAGUUCAUUUCUGUAUUGUACUGGUGACUGGUCCGGUAAAAGGCCAGGGACCAUCUUUUUCACCGUCAUGUGUCUCGCGACCGUCACUAUCGCCCUUGGAGCGUUUGGCGUCGCAUACUAUUUCAUUAACCGAGAAGUCCGCUUGGCCAGCAAGAAAUGGGCCCACGUCCAAGCAGGUACUGGAGAAGAGUCGUCAUCAAUGUCUAGUCCACCAGUGGUCGAUUCCACACGACCCAAUUCAGCAUCCACACGAAAAAUGGAUGCAUUAGAAGCUAAACUCGCUAAGAAGAGUUUAAUCCUCGUACUGGUCUUUGCGUUCAACUGGUUGCUUUACGAUAUCAAUUUCCUUUGGUCCAUGAUUGGCAGUGUCCAAGUCCCCAUGCUAUUAGAUUGUCUAGCCUUCUUGGGUGCGAUAGUAAACUCAGCUUUCAACCCUGUUCUUUUUAUUGUCCUCGAUAACCGAUGGGCGCGUUGCGCAAAGGAUUUCCUGGGUUGCUGGCCGAUGGGCAAAACGGUAGAAAAGGAUGCAACGCCGCAAGAGUCAGUCAUGAGAUCUGCACCCAUUAGUGAUCGAAGACAGUCGUUUGCAGUGAAGGGGAAGAUGAUGCCUUGAUGGGGUUACCCAUUUGGGGCAUACUUGAUGUUAUACCGCCUUAAGUCUAGUCCUAAAAGUAGUGUUACUUGUUUGUCUGGUUUGGCCGUCUUUAUGCAGUUGGCGUAGGGUCGACAACGAAUAUAUCCAGAGAAUGCACAUAUAGUUUGAACAUUCAUAG